Molecule: messenger RNA, 2358 nt
Organism: Leptopilina heterotoma
Lineage: Eukaryota; Metazoa; Arthropoda; Insecta; Hymenoptera; Figitidae
Exons: 12
Coding region: 148-1884 (578 amino acids)
Biological process (GO): protein modification by small protein removal
Molecular function (GO): peptidase activity
Source: RefSeq, a predicted model, not a curated record
UUGUAUAAUUAUUUUUUUCAUUUAAUUUUUUUUUUAUCCUCUCCUCUUCUUUUUUUUGUAUGUACAAGUCUUUUGUCCUGCUGCGGUUUUGAAAAAAUUAUAUUUUGCGCGAGAGAAAAGUGAAGAGAAACAAAAUUGGCAGAAAACAUGGAGGACUUGGACGAAAUGGGGACGACGGUGGAACUUUACGUCUACGAUUUAACGAAAGGCGCUGCAGCACUUAUGUCACAACUUUUAAUAGGUCGACAUAUUGAUGGUGUUUGGCACACAGCAAUAGUUGCAUAUGGUCGGGAAUAUUUUUUUGGACCCAGUGGAAUUCAAAGCGUUAGACCCGGUGGUACGGAACUUCAAGAUCCGCAAAAAGUGGAAAAAGUUGGUGAAACAUAUCUUCCGUAUUCUGUAUUUUUGGAAUAUAUCAAUGGAUUAGGAACGUCGAAUUUCGCACCUGGCACUUACCAUAUAUUUAAACAUAACUGCAAUUCUUUUACGGACGAGGUGAGCAAUUUCCUCGUAGGCACUGGUAUCCCAAAGUAUAUUUUGGAUCUUCCAGAAGCCAUCUUACAAACGCCCAUUGGUCAAGCAUUGGGUCCCUUGAUAGGAGCUUUGAGCAGUGGUGCAAGUGCUGGUUUCACUGUUGGUCACAGAUUCGUUGAACCGAGAUUUCAGAGAGAACCAUCUCCAGAAUAUCAACUUCUUAAUACGGCCAUCGAAGAAGCCAGAUUAAAUUCAAUCGCCUUGGAAGAGAAGAGAAACGUAAUAAACGAGAAGCUUGCGAAAAAGGAGCGAAAGAAGAAAAAGAAGAAGAAGGAAAAGAAGGAAAAAGGAAACAGAGAAAGUGGUAGUGAAAGUAAUAGUACAGGACCCAGUAAUUGUUGCACAAGCAUGGCGGACAGUGAGGCAAGUGCAAUGAGCGACGUACAGCCGAGAAAUGGAAAUAUGGACAGUGAUAUUGGAGCAGAGAUGCUGCCAUCAGAGCGUGUUCUUCAAAUGGAAGCGGAGGAGAAACGUGAACUGGAAGAGGUGAAAAAACAUCGUGAACCUCCAAUUGUCUUCAAAGAUCUCAUAAAUGUCGAGGAGGAAUUUGAAUUAUUAGGAAAAAUUCUAGACGGUAAAUUGAAUGACACUGAAAAAACAAAUCUCGAAGAACUACAUCAGUAUGUAUUCGAAAAUGAAGGCUCUUGGGCGUUGGGCGAUAAUUUUCUCAAUUUUGUCGGUCGAAUUUUGUACGACAAGUCCCUAGAAUCUGCUGCGAGAACUAAACUUCUGAAUAUUCUAUCUGUCGCUGCUCUAAAGGACGAUGUGAUUUUGCUUUUGCAUCAAGACCGAAGAGAGCACACUAUCAUGAAUUAUGCAUUUGAUAUCGAUCGUCAUCCAGCAGAAGAGCAAUUGCCACUUGCACAAUUUUUAGCAAACAUGUUUGAAAAUCUGAGCAGUUCGGAAUGGCUUCUUUACAUUUCCGAAUGGCAACACCAAAAUCAAAAUAUCAGUAACAUUAGGGUAACAACGAAGGUAGCGGUGCAUUCAUUACUUUCAGAAUCUCUCGAAAUGCAAGCCAGGGGGACGGCAAUUAUUCACAACUUAGCUUGCAAGGAGAAAAUGCACAAAAACAAAACUCUGCGGCAACUUUUACCAAAAGGCAGCAUUUCGAAGGUUUUCGACGAUGUCGCCGUGGAAUUAACAAUGGCACUACUGCAAUUUUUCAAUGGCAAUCCAAAUGAGGAGCAACUUUUCGCCUGUAUGAAGGCACUCACACGUUUCACGCAAAUCAGCGGUCAGGAAGUGCCGCAAUUGAUACAAAUGAUUGGCCCAGAACCAAAUAAAUUUCGUGGUGCUUCGCAGAGGGUAGAUCAGUUGAUCGAUCAAAUCAACAAAAAAUUACGUUAAUUCGAAUGCAAAAUCCAAUUUUUGUUUUUAUCAACAAAACAAGACCGUUUUUUUUAUAUAUAAAAAAUAUUUAUUAACAAUUGUAAUUAUUUUUAAAUAUCGUUCGCUAUUUUUAUUUAUUUUUUGUUUUCUCUAUAAGAUUGUCCAGAUCUCGAAAAUCUCGAAAUCACUGAUUUUAAAAUUGUUCAAAUUUUCUAAACUGAUUAAUUAAUUAAUUAAUUAAAAAAAUUUUAUUUCAACUUUUUUUCGAUAUUUUUAUCGAAAAUAAUAGAUUAGCAGAGAUAUCGUGAGAGUAAGCACGUAAUGCUCAAGAUAUUUUAGGAAUUUGCUAUCUUAAAAGAUUGAAAAGUGAGGAAAAGUUUGUCGAUUAUUUUUCACUGUAAAAUUGACACUUUUAUGUAAAAAAGUAUUUUUUAUAUUGUCCAAAUUACUAUUGAAUGAAAAAUAUUCUAAAUUUUGUGUUUUUUCAAACUU